Messenger RNA from Prorocentrum cordatum, 1128 nucleotides. The record is from the annotation of a GenBank genome assembly. NCBI's taxonomy places the organism in Eukaryota, Dinophyceae, Prorocentrales, Prorocentraceae.
AUGGCGGAGGCCCUCUGGCAGGAGAUGAACCGCCUGCCGCACAUCUGGGCGGCCCCGCCGGGCGCGGAGGCGGAGAGCGACCUGCCCGCGCACGCGAGCGAGGGCCUGGUCGAGAGACCCGACGUGAUCCUCAUACCGGCGCGCCAGCGCGCCGACAGGGCGGUGGUGAAGCGGCAGCAUCAGGAGUUCAUCCAUGAGAGCAGGAUGGCGAACGAGGCCGACGCCUUCAAGACACAGCAGAAGGCGAGCUUCGAGAACAAGACUGCUGCCGUGAUCCGCGCCAACAACGUGCGCAGCAAGGCGCUCGCGAUGAGGAGGCGGCACGAGGACCAGCUGCAGAACCGCCGCGCACUCCUGGCCGACAAGCUGGCCGAGGAGCGUCAGGCAUUAGAGCAGGAGAUGAUUGAUAAAGAGGAUUCGACCUUUCACCCCACAGCAGCGGACAGAAAAGAUGGCCGCUCGCGCCUACGAGCUGAAGAAGCGGCGCGAGGAGGGGGCGAGCGGCGAGAGAAGCUGUACCAGCAGUGGCGCAGCGGACUGGACGACGUCCGCGUCAUGGACUCCAAGAUCGUGACGCUGAAGACCAUCGCCGACCGCGAUGCGCAGCUGGACGAGAAGGCUGCGCGCGCGGAAGAGGAGAAGAGACACCACGAGUUCUACGACAAGCUGUGGCACGAGGGCUACCUCGCCAAGAUCGAGCGCGAGAAGCUGGAGAAGGAGGCAGAGAAAGAGAGGAAAGCGCAGAUGAUCAAGGUCUUGGAGAUCCAGCGCAAGAUGAAGGAAUCCUACAGGAAGCCUCUAGGACGGCUUGGCGGCGUGAUGGGCGACGUCGGGCCGGUCCAGGCGUGCGUUGGUGCUUUGGCAACACGCUGGCGUGCCUCUAUUCGCGGGGGCUCCGAGAAAGAAGCUUACGAGUUCGUCACGGCACCCCUGUUCGUCCCCGCGUACUCCACAGACGUGACGGUGAGCCAGCUCUUCAAGCCAGCCGAGUGCGAGAACCGCCACGGAAUCUGGCUGCAGGUGCACGGCUUCAAGGAGUCUCCGAUCUACCAGGAGGUCGCCGAGGACACGACCCCGCUGCCGCCCCUGCGCGAGUGGGAAAAGCUGCGGAAGGUGCUCCGCUUCUAA